AUGUCGCGCGUCACAGCAGUGCAGGCGGUGCGAUGCACCAGCAAUGCAUUUUCUCACCAGCUGGUCCAGUUGCUAAUUCCUUCUCGAACAGUCUCUCAGCUUAGGCAGCUCGCGUUUCUUUCAACUUCGCAGCGAAAGCCCUGUUGCUCGCUCCAGCCGCCCUGUCAAUGGAUCGCCAAGCGCGCUGCUUCGACCACCCCUCCGGCCUCGGAUCCCGUCUCGACCAUCCCCUACAGCUCGUUGACCGUGGGCGUGCCCCGCGAGACAUACGAAAAUGAGCGCCGUGUGGCCAUCACCCCACAGAACGUGGGCAUGCUCCUCAAGAAGGGCUUCUCGCGCGUCCUCAUUGAACGCGGUGCUGGUGAAGGUGCGCAGCUCUUAGACGAUGCGUACGUCAAGGCGGGCGCGACACUGGUCGACCGCGACGCGAUCUACUCGGAGAGUGACAUUGUCAUGAAGGUCCGCAACCCGCAGAUUGACGGGCCUUUCAACGAAGUGCAGGCUCUCCGCAAAGGCUCAACGAUUAUCUCUUUCUUGUACCCGGCCCAGAACAAGUCCAUUGUGGAGGCCCUCGCCGCUCGUGGUGUGACCUCGUUUGCUAUGGACAAGAUACCUCGAAUUUCCCGUGCUCAGACCUUUGAUGCACUGAGCUCCAUGGCCAACAUCGCUGGUUACAAAGCUGUUCUCGAGGCAUCGAACCAUUUCGGACGCUUCCUGACCGGCCAGGUUACUGCUGCUGGAAAAAUCCCCCCAAGCAAAAUGCUCGUCAUCGGUGCGGGUGUUGCGGGUCUGAGUGCAAUAGCCUCGGCCCGGAGGAUGGGGGCUAUCGUGCGCGGCUUCGAUACUCGUCCCGCUGUACGCGAACAGGUGCAAUCGCUCGGUGCUGAGUUUAUUGAGGUCGAUAUCCAGGAGGAUGGCGCGGGCCAGGGUGGUUACGCCAAGGAAAUGUCUAAAGAAUUCAUCGAGGCCGAGAUGAAGCUCUUCAUGGAGCAGGCUCGCGAAGUUGACAUUAUCAUCACCACGGCAUUGAUUCCUGGACGGCCUGCGCCAAAGCUGAUCACUAAGGAAAUGGUGGCUGCCAUGAAGCCGGGUUCGGUUAUUGUUGAUCUUGCAGCCGAGGCCGGUGGAAACUGUGAAGCUACCGUGCCUGGACAGCUCGCCAGCUACAAGGACGUGACGAUUAUCGGCUAUACCGACCUGCCUUCGCGUUUGCCUACCCAAGCCUCAACCUUGUACUCCAACAAUAUCACCAAAUACCUCCUGUCAAUGGCUCCGAAAGAGAAGUCAUUCGGUAUUGAUUUCAAUGACGAGGUAGUCCGUGGUUCGAUCGUCACUCAAGACGGCGAGAUCAUUCCUCCGGCUGCGCCUCCCGCUCCUCCCCCCACUCCGAAGCCGGAGGCCCAGGCUGUUGCCGCGAAGAAAGAGGAAAAUCUUGAGUUGACGCCGUGGCAAAAGGUUACUCGGGAUGUUGCAACAGUCACCGGCGCAAUGGGCACUACCCUGGCGCUCGGAAAAGCCACCGGCCCUAUGUUCAUGGGUAAUAUGAUGACAUUCGGUCUUGCUGGCCUGGUCGGUUACCGCGCCGUGUGGGGUGUUGCCCCUGCCCUGCACUCGCCGCUGAUGAGUGUGACCAAUGCUAUCUCCGGUAUGGUUGGUAUUGGCGGUCUGUUCAUUAUGGGCGGUGGUUUUGUCCCGAGCACUCUUCCCGAAUACCUCGGUGCUGCUUCCGUGCUGUUGGCUUUUGUCAAUGUGUCGGGUGGGUUUGUGGUCACCAAGCGCAUGCUGGACAUGUUCAAAAGACCCACUGAUCCGCCAGAGUAUCCAUGGCUCUAUGCAAUCCCGGGAUUGGUGUUUGGCGGGGGCUUCGUCGCAGCUGCCAGCACGGGAAUGGCUGGUCUCGUCCAGGCCGGGUAUCUCGUUAGCACGAUCCUCUGCAUGAGCUCUAUUUCCGGUCUGGCCUCGCAGCAGACUGCUCGACGUGGAAACAUCUUCGGCAUUCUUGGAGUGAUUUCUGGAAUUCUGGCUUCUCUGGCUGCUGUGGGUUUCGACACUGAAACCCUCACACAGUUCGCUGUUGUUGCUGGAACAGGUGCCAUCCUUGGAGGAUUGAUCGGUCGUCGCAUCACUCCCACUGGACUGCCACAGACUGUCGCUUCUCUGCAUUCCGUGGUCGGUCUUGCGGCCGUCCUCACCAGUAUUGGCAGUGUGAUGGUCGACAUUGAUCAUGAUAUCUCCACUCUCCACAUGGUCACGGCAUACAUGGGUGUCCUCAUCGGCGGAAUCACCUUCACAGGCUCAAUCAUCGCCUGGGGAAAGCUUGCUGGAAAAAUUUCUUCCAGCGCUAAAAUCCUCCCUGGUCGUCAUUUGAUCAACUCAAGUCUUCUGGCCAGCAAUGCUGCCACCAUGGGUGCAUUCGUGACGAUGGCCCCAGGUAACCCUGGCAUUGCAGCGGCAUGUCUGGGUGCAAAUACUUUGCUCAGCUUCACGAAGGGCUAUACCACCACCGCUGCCAUCGGCGGUGCCGAUAUGCCUGUGGUGAUCACCGUGCUAAACGCGUAUUCCGGGUUCGCGCUGGUUGCCGAAGGUCUCAUGCUCAACAACCCCCUUCUGACGAGUGUGGGGAGCUUGAUUGGCGUGAGCGGCUCAAUUCUAUCAUACAUAAUGUGUGUCGCCAUGAACAGAAGCCUCACAAAUGUCAUAUUCGGGGGUCUGCAGGCGCCUCAGACACAAAAGAAAAUCGAGGGCGAGGUCACACAGACCAGCGUCGACGAUACGGUGGAUGCGCUCACCAAUGCUGAGAGCGUGAUUAUCAUCGUCGGAUACGGAAUGGCCGUCGCCAAAGCGCAAUAUGCGCUGGCCGAGAUUGUUCGCCUGUUGCGCGCCCGCGGUAUCAAUGUCCGCUUCGCCAUCCACCCGGUUGCCGGCCGUAUGCCUGGUCAGUGUAACGUGUUGCUCGCCGAAGCGUCCGUGCCAUAUGAUAUUGUGCUCGAAAUGGAUGAGAUCAACGACGAUUUCGCCGACACAGACGUUACGCUAGUGAUCGGUGCCAACGACACCGUCAACCCUAUCGCGAUGGAACCCGACUCUGCUAUCUCGGGAAUGCCCGUGCUCCACGCGUGGAAGAGUAAGGAAGUUGUUGUCAUGAAGAGGGGCAUGUCUUCUGGAUAUGCGGAGGUACCCAAUCCGAUGUUCUUCAUGCCAGGAACCAGAAUGCUCUUUGGCGAUGCAAAGACCUCAUGCGAUGCCAUCAAGUCUGCCCUGGAGGCACGAAAGUAG
Molecule: messenger RNA, 3276 nt
Organism: Penicillium argentinense
Lineage: Eukaryota; Fungi; Ascomycota; Eurotiomycetes; Eurotiales; Aspergillaceae
Product: putative nicotinamide nucleotide transhydrogenase
Exons: 3
Coding region: 1-3276 (1091 amino acids)
Biological process (GO): proton transmembrane transport; NADPH regeneration
Cellular component (GO): mitochondrial inner membrane
Molecular function (GO): NADP binding; NAD binding
Source: RefSeq, a predicted model, not a curated record